UUGAAGGAUCUGAGUGAGAAGAAGCAGAGCUUCCGGCGGAACGUGGUGUCACUGGCGGUGGAGCACAAGGAGGUCCGAAGCCGUCUCGCUUCACAGGUGCAAUCAUUGGCUCUUCAAACCCUAACAAGACAGGCAGAGGCCAAAGCUAAGAAGAUGGAGGAUGAGAUGUAUAGAUUACAGGAGAGCUUAGAGGAGAGAAAUUGCAGCUUCAAGCAUCAACAUCUACUGCUGGGAAGGUAUGAUUUUGCUCUGUUUUCUUUUUAUGCACUUGAUUGCAUAGAACCAGUUGGGUUUUUCAUGGUUGAAGAACUUGGUUUUGGUUGAGCAAUAUGUACAUAUGGAUUAAACUCAGCUAAAUUUCUCAACCAUGUUAAGAGCUUUUUUGUCUGCAGAUUUUUGUUGGUUCUUAUAGAAACUUGUUUGUGGAUUUGAUGUAGAAGUUUUAACAGAUUGAUAUACCUCCAUUAUGUCAUUGUCAA
Molecule: messenger RNA, 479 nt
Organism: Camellia sinensis
Lineage: Eukaryota; Viridiplantae; Streptophyta; Magnoliopsida; Ericales; Theaceae
Source: RefSeq, a predicted model, not a curated record